Molecule: messenger RNA, 4280 nt
Organism: Dalotia coriaria
Lineage: Eukaryota; Metazoa; Arthropoda; Insecta; Coleoptera; Staphylinidae
Exons: 6
Coding region: 657-3887 (1076 amino acids)
Molecular function (GO): ubiquitin conjugating enzyme activity
Source: RefSeq, a predicted model, not a curated record
UUCCAAGGAAAAUCCAGUUAAACAAAACCAUAAUUUGUCUUAUUUAACAAUGUCUAGAUUACUGUUUGAGAUUCAUUAUUUAUUAGGAAGAUAUACCAAAAAAUAUGAAACAAAUGAAUUUUCUACUUUGUAAUCGACGCUAUGAAUAUCUUAUUUAAUUGUAAUUACAGAUCCGUAAUUAAAAAUACGCAUUCAUUUGUACCUGAGGGUUCAAGCCACCAGGGCGCGCUAAAAACAGUUUUCUGGGCAACGGAAAAUUCAAAUCAAUAGUGGCGCGCGCUGUCACAUUGCCGGUGCCAAUCGAUAAAAAGCCGUUGAAUAGCAGCGGUUUUUAAUUUUCUAUUCAAUGUCAAAUUAAUGCAUCGAAUUGAUGCGUAGUGGUGUUAGUUUUUACAUAUUAUCCCCUUUUGUAAACGUCGAAAUUUUUCGUUUUUUAAUAUCAACACGAUGGCAGCUUGAAAAGUUCGCGCGGCAUCAGGUUCGUGAAGCGGUUUUGCUUCCUGCGCGCAUCGUGAAGUCACGCUGCGGGCAGAUCCUGCGCAUUUAAUUAAAUUCGUUUCCGGCGUGGUCCAGUGUACACAGAGAGCGUACCGCGUGCAUGAUCGGUGUGAAGGGUCCAAGAAAUUCGCUCGCUUCGCUGGGGUGCCUACACAAGGAUGACGGAAUGUGUGAAGGAGUUCUACAGCCAUGACAUCGUCUACCGGUUCGACAAGCGUGGAAUUAUCACGUUUGGCGUUGUGAUGGACACAUACGAGUCCUCGGACUCUGACGAUUCCCAAGGGCUGCUCAAAGGCCAAAUGGAAGUGCACUGGCUAAGAGGUACCGUCGGGCGGGAGCAGGUGAUAAAGCAGAAUCGUGUGAAGCUGCUUAGCCGGAAUGUCUUGGAUGGUGACAUUGUGCGCCGCCUGGAGAACGGAAAGGAGACGCAACGUGGUUACUGCCGCAGUAUCAAGCGGCGUUCGGUGGUAAAAAUUGUGGGUUGCAAUUCCGUGGUCGAGAAUGUUGCCCACACGCGCUUAAUGUACCUGCAUCCCCUUCAGGUUGGCGCACCUGUUUGCGUUGGAUUGCGCAUUGGACGUGUAUAUAACUGUGAAUACGUUGUAAGACUGACCAGUCGUGAUGGUUCGGUAAUUGAGAUUGUGCCGGAAGAUCCAAUGGCGCCUAGUAGUCGAACUCGUAUUUUUGCUUCGGACUCCGGCAUGUACCUAGAAGACUUCAGUGUAGGCAAUAUUAAGAGCAUAGUACCAGCGCAUUUGAAAUACGCCAGAUGGAUAAAGAAAACCAAGACAAUAAAGCUGGCUGCUCAUAAGCGUCAUCUCUUCAUGGUGCAGAAGAUUACUCCUAUCGUGGUAACUAUACAUGUCCAUCCUAUUCGCGGCCAAAACAGCUUCUUGUACGACGUACCCGAAGAAGACUUUUCGCAUAUAAAAGUAUUACAAACUCUGGACGAGACAGUGCCAGCGUUCAACGAUCCGCGCUGCGUGACAAUCACGUCGGAAGACACCGUCCUGGUAAAAAGCAAUUGGUUUGCAAAGCAAUCCGCCAAGUACCGUCCAGACAAUGUCAUUCAGAAAAAGUGUAAGAAAGAGAAAUUUCGAAUCAACUUAUUUGUUUAUGGAACUCAGGGUGUACGCGCUUGGCGUCACAUCCGGUUUCUACGUAAUAGCACCAAAGAUGAGGAGGACACCGAUUGGACCACCGAUGAAGAAGACGAAGAGUCGCCCCCGAAACGGAAACCGAAAAAAAUGACGUUGGGCCAUCCCGUUGAGGUACAGGCUAUGUGCACCGAAGCGUACGCCACCAUUAUCUGGCAGGACGGUACGAUGGAACCGGAUGUUCCCACCACCCAGCUGUACUACUCCAUCUCGCUGGACGAUCACGAAUUUUUUCCCGGUGAGUGGGUGAUUCGUGCCUUUGAAACCCGAGAUAUGUACGGAGUCGUACAAAAUGUAGAGUGCCUUGAACGCACUGCACAAGUCAAGUGGUUCAUAUACAGCCCCUGUGAGGACACGCCAAUAUUCUCCCAUCAGGAAGAGCACAGCGUAUAUGACAUCAAACGGCAUCCGACAUUUGUAUUCCGGCCGAGCAGCAUAGUGUAUCGCAUGAAAGCGUGUACAGGCAACCUAGGGACUGUGAUUGAUUCGUUUCCGGACGGGUUCGUGAAAGUGAAGUGGAUGGAUGGCACGGAGGAAGACUGCUGGCCAACGCACAUCGGUAUGUUGCCUGAGAACAUGUCCCAUGAUACGGACAGCGAGGAUUCUCUUGAGUUGGACAAUAGUUUGCAAAUGUCGUGGGAGACGGAGAGCUUUGAUAUUAGUCCUGGUUGUACUUUAACGGAGCCAACGUGGCACGUGCUGGUAUCACGGCUAGAGUUAAUGCGCGGGCGGAUUACGUAUCUUCGGGAUGCCAUGUUAACUCGGGAAUAUAGUGCAGAUGAAAAUAUAUCGGUUUUAAAAAAUUUGCUCACUGUUUACGAGAACUCCACUUAUUUGGAUAAGCUUCUUGACACACACUUUUUUAGCAUUAGAAGCAGGCACUACCAAGCUCUGCUUUAUAAAAUUAAGGAGAAGGCAAAGGAAGCUGGCAUCGCGAUACAUAGUAAGUGCCAUAUAAACAAUCUUGAUGAACUGAAGGCUGCCGAGAUGGACAAUCUCAACAAGGUGCUAAAACUCGAGUGCCAUCUGCAAAAGGAUUGUGUAAACGAAUCAAACGAGCUCAAUGAAGAACCUUCGACCCCCACAACAACGGACGAAGGUACAAAUGUCCAAUCGAAUACAAGUCUGUGUAUCGAACUGCUGUCAAUGCUUAAGUGUCGUAUGGAUCUGUCCCUUGCCGAAAUGAUCAGCCGUAUGGGCGGCAGUCAGGUCUUUUCCGUAUUCACCAAGUCCUCGGAGAUUGCAACACCCGCCACGUCGACGCCCAUCCGAAGCGCACCCCCUACAUCGGACGAUUCAUUCACGAGUAUUAGUUUCACGACACCCAAGCCGGCGGAUUGCAAUGUGGAGGCGAUGUUCGAGACAUCGCAAAGUCUCGAGUCAUCAGCUCUGGAAAUAAUCCUGGCACCAACCAAGCCGUGUGUUGUGAAAGGUGCUGAAAACAUGAGCAACUUGUUCGAAGUUCUUGAAGAAGCGCCGCACAGUCAUCGCUUCUACCGCACGGAGAUCCAACCCGUAGCCAACCAAUGUUUCUAUCGCGCUGUAAUGAACGAAGCAAUGCUAUUAAGGGAGUCUUUACCGCCCGGCGUGUGGGUUUACGCGUUUGCCAACCGCACAGACCUCUACUCCGUAAUGAUUCGCGGUCCCAACAAUACUCCUUAUGAGGACGGUUUGUUUAUUUUUGACCUGCAAUUGAGCCCGGAGUAUCCGCGGUCCCCGCCCCAAUGUUGUUACAUCAGCUAUAACACAGAACGCCUUAACCCCAACCUGUAUCCCAAUGGACGCGUGUGCGUUUCAUUGCUAGGCACGUGGAUGGGUCGCGGCACAGAGGUAUGGGGCCCAAAAAGCACUCUUUUACAGCUCAUUGUCAGCAUUCAGGGGCUCAUUCUUGUCGCUGAGCCGUACUACAACGAGGCCGGCUAUGAGAAGCAGUGUAACUCGCAGCAGGGCUACGAAAACUCUCGCACAUACAACGAACUGGUGCUGUUGCGUCUCGUGCUGUCCAUGACCGACAUGUUGGAAAGUCCGCACGAGAUAUUCCGGUCGGAGAUUUACAAGCAUUUUCGCGAGCACGGCCACAAGAUGAUUCAACGCCUGGGAGCUUGGAUUGACGGCGUACACGAAAAGGAGCCCGAGUUUCCUCUGCUGCCGGUCAGCAAGGGUCUCAAGCUUAGUUUGCGCGCAUGUCUCGACAGGUUCAAGGAGGUGCUGCGGAAUCACGCAGCGAGUUAGGUCUUUGUGUAGCUAACGAUAAUAAUAUAACUUGCAAUUUUCAUGCAUGCUCAAGAAAUGCACUCGCAUGUCCGCAAUUUCGCAUUGAUCUUGUUUCCUGUGAUGGUGAUAUUUUACGUCGCGCCCGAAUCAAAAACAUUGCAAUAUAUUUGUUGAUUGACCUCAGGGACAAUGCCGGCCUGCCAAGUCAAUUCGGAGAAAUCCGCGCAUAGUGAUCGUUUAUACGAGUGAGCAUGCACUUGUUUGCAAGCACAUAUAUAUUUAAAAUUUUACGUCACAAUGCAACCAAGGUUAUCUUAACUCUCUCUCGCAAAUACUCGAAAACGGUGAUAAAUUAAAAAUAUUGUUGGAAAUGAUACCGAUGUUGAUUAAUAAAGCAAAUAUAUCUUAUAA